AUGUCAUGUUCACCAUCAUCACCUAUUAGUGUACCAUUAUCAUCAUCAAAUAAUUAUCAACCACAACAACAACAACAGCCUAUUACAAUAGCAACUGUACAAUAUUGUCAACGUUGUUGCGUCCAUUUGCCCACUUCAUCAUCGAUGACGGCAACUAAUGAACAAUCAUCAUCAUCGACAAUUAUCGAUACAUUUGAUAAAUUGAAUAAAAAACAACGACAAACAACAACAGAUAGUAGUAUGAAUACACCAAUCAAUACAGUUAAAUAUGUAAAGAAUAAAUCAAAAAUACGAAGUUUAAAUCGUAAUAAUAAUAAUAACAACAACAAUAAUAAUAAUUCGGUUAUUGUGUCUAAUAAUAAUAAUAAUAAUAACCGUACGGGAAAAACAUCAUUACCUUUUAUGCUGGAUAAUUUUUCCAAUACAUCAUCAUCGUUGACUACUACAGCAACAACAACAUGUGAAUCAAUGGCCAAUAAUAAUAAUAAUAUUCGAAGAUCAAUAAGUAAAGAUUCAAUUGACACAGAUAUUAUCAUGAUUGGUAAUCUCAAUAAUAAUAAUCAUCAUCAACGUCAUAAUUCAUCAUCAUUAUAUAAUGCAACAACAAAUACUCUUACUAGUUGUGGUGGUGGCGGUGAUGAUAUGGAUUUAUAUCUGAAAAACCUCAACACUACAACGAGCCAUGAUAAUAAUUUCAAAAAUCAGAAUCAUGAAUUUGCCAAUAAUCAACAAUAUAUAUUGCAGAUUGAACGAGAAAAAUUGGAAUUACAAAAACAGUUGAUUACAUUGGUACAGAAUGCUGAUACGAAACGAUUGGAAAUUGAACGAUUACAAAAGGAAUUGAAACAAUUGAAGAAAAAAUUUAAUACGGAAAAAACAAAGCAAGCGGAAUUGAAAUCAUUAGAGUUACAGGAUGUAAACGAAUUGCAAAUUGGUGGUGGUGAACCAAUGGUUGAUGAUGUAAACAUUAAAAAUGAUGAUAAUUCUAAUUCAAAUAAAACAUUAGAACAAUCAGAAACGAUUGCUGAAAUGGAAUUGAUUGUUCCAUCAUCAUCAACAACAAUAAUGCAUACGGGUGAACAAUCCUCAUCGUCUAAUAUUAUUGAAUGGGAUAAACAAUCAUCAUCAUCUAUUUCUGAAUUAUCCGUUGCCAAUCUACAGGAUCGGAUCAAUCAAAUGGAAGAAACACAUUAUUCAACAUCGGAAGAGUUACAGGCGACGCUCCAAGAAUUGAAUGAUUUACAAGAACAAGUAAUGGAUCUGCAAAAAUCAAAUGAAAUACUACAGCAUGAUAAAAAUUUCCUACUUGAAACAUUGUGUGAACAAACAAAAAAAUUGGAUAAUUGUGUUGCACGUAUUGAACAAUUCCAACGAAUGAUUAUCGAUCAAUAUGAUGAUGAAGAGAAACAUGUGCUAUUGUCACCUUCUGAACGUGAAGAAAGCCUCGUUGAAAUGCUCAAAUGUAUUCAUGAAGAGAAAACUGAAUUAGAAACAAAACAUGAUGAAUUACUAUAUAAACUAGAAGAAUUAAAUGUACGAUCCAAAUUGGAUGCAAAUAAUUUAUUAGAAUUUGGAUUACUAUUUACUAAACCAUCACCACCUACCACUAAAGAAUCUAUGAUGAUUGGCGAUCAUAAACAAAAAGACACUGUCUGCUUAAUGGAUCAUCAUCAUCAUCAUCAUCAUCAUGAUAAUAAUAAUCUAGUCGAAUCUACUGCAUCUAUAAUCGUAGGCAAUUCAUCUUCAUCAUCAACAACAACUACAACAACGUUGUCGUCGUCGUCAUCGAAUAUAAAUGCAAAAUCUGAAUCUAUUGAACAAGAACAAUUGGAUAAAUCAUGUUGUUCAUUACAGCAACAACAACAACAAAAAAUGUUGGCCAAAUUAUAUAAUGCAAAAUCAUUACAAGAAAUAUCAAUGCCGGUAACAGGUUCAUUUCAUAGUCUUGAUGGUUUAACCAGUAAAAAUUCCAGUUCUACUGAAGAAACAAUUGAAAUGUUACAAUUUCUUGUCAAACAAUUACAGGAUCGAAUAUCAACACGAGAAUUGGAUCUAAAAAAACUUAAAGAUCAACUUAUUCUAAUGGAAGUGGAAAAGAAAGAAGAAUAUGUUAAACUUGAAAUACAGCUUAAAAAUCUGGAAAAUCGUAAUAAAGAAUUAAAUGAACGAAAUGAAGAACUAUAUCAAAGGCUAAAAACAACGGAAGAGGCAAAAAUUGAAUCUGAAAUUCGUGCCCAAAAAAAUCUGGAUGAAAAACGAGAGAUACGUUCAUUAUUAGAGGAUAAAGAUCGUAGAUUAGCUGAUCUUGAAAUGAAAUUAUCGACCAAAUGUAAAGAAUAUUCAGAAUUGGAAGAUAAACGUGAUCUUGAACACUCGGAAUGGAAACAAUUUCAACAAGAUUUAUUGACCACUGUACGUGUUGCAAAUGAUUUUAAACUUGAAACAUUAGCCGAAUAUAAAGCACUAUUGAAUGAAAAGAAUAUGAUUGAAGAAAAAUUGAAUCUUCUUGAAUCUGAAUUACAAAAAUAUCGUCAAGAAAAUAAAAAACUUCAUCACCAACAACAACAGCAGCAGCAUCAGCAAUAUUCGCGUUCCGGUGUCAUGGAUCCAUUACUAUCGACAACCAAUAAUGGUAGCAACAACACAUCAACAGUUACACAAAAUUCAUCUGGAUCAUCAUCGUUGACAAAAACAAUUAAUGAUUCAGUGACUGUUGCCACAGUAAAACCGAUGGUAACAAAAUCAACAUCACAACAACAACAGUCAACAUCAUCGUCAUCAUCAUCAUCAUCGCCAAAAACAUCAUUAUUAACAAUAAUUCAAAAUUAUGAACCAAUUUCGAAUGGAUCGGCAAUUAGUCAUCAUCAAAGUACUACUACCACCACAAAUGGUCGAACAUUAAUGCGUAGUAAUAGUAGCCAGAUUUCUGUUCGAAGUUUGAUUGAAACUUUUGAUACGAAUAAUAAACAACAACAGCAGCUAACUUCUCCAUCAUUAACACAUCCAUCAUCUACAAUUACAUCGAAUGGUGGUACCACAACAAACAAUGGUUCAUCAUCUGUACCACCAUUGUGCAAUCGUUCUAAUUCAGUACCAAUUCUUGGUCAUAAUGAUUUACUCAUACAACGACAUCUACGUCAAUUUGUUAAUGAAUCUAAUGGUAAUAGUGUUACAACGCCAUCAUCAUCGCCUGAUCACCAACUUCAUCGAUCUGCUAGCAAAACUUCUGCAAAUUCUUCCGAUCGUACCACUCCUUCAUCAGUGUUUGUAUCAUCACCAAUUUUAAAAGAUUCAAAUGGAAAUAAAAUUGAUUCAAUCAGACCACGAGCAUUGUUUAGUGAAAUGAGUGAUGGCAACAAAAAAGAUCCACUAACAACAUUGGUACGUGGUGGUGGCUCAAAACGAAAUGCUCUACUCAAAUGGUGUAAAAAUAAAACGCUCAAUUAUCGUGACAUUGAUAUUACGAAUUUUUCAUCAUCAUGGAAUGAUGGUAUGGCAUUCUGUGCCAUUCUGCACACGUAUCUACCCGAUAAGAUACCAUAUGAGACAUUAAAAGCGGAUGAUAAAAAACGAAAUUUUACAAUUGCAUUCAAAGCAGCCGAAUCAGUCGGCAUAAUGACAACUUUGGAUCUCAACGAGAUGCUUGCACAGGAACGACCCGAUUGGCAUAAAAUUAUGGCUUAUGUUACAUCAAUCUAUAGCCAUUUUGAAACAUAAUAGCUUUUUCAUUCAAAUGAUUUUUUUUCAUUAAAUUUUUUUUAUUUUUUCAAAA
This is a messenger RNA of Dermatophagoides farinae (American house dust mite), 3772 nucleotides long. The record is from RefSeq and is a predicted model, not a curated record. NCBI's taxonomy places the organism in Eukaryota, Metazoa, Arthropoda, Arachnida, Sarcoptiformes, Pyroglyphidae.